Molecule: messenger RNA, 11401 nt
Organism: Astrephomene gubernaculifera
Lineage: Eukaryota; Viridiplantae; Chlorophyta; Chlorophyceae; Chlamydomonadales; Astrephomenaceae
Source: the annotation of a GenBank genome assembly
GUUUGGAGGACUUUGCUUAGCUUCAAGAGGAUGGAUCGGGACAAGGCCUUUGCGAAAACCUUGUCACAAUAUCAGAAGUCUUGUGCAGAGCUCUUUGGCCUAAUCAGGGAUGAAGAAAAGGGCAAAGUUAGGAGGUGGGAGGAAGAGCGACCAAAUCUAGAACUUCUAAUAUCUUCCCUGAACCAGACGUGCGAUAUUCUUAAGAAGGAUAAGAAGCGUCUCGCGGCAGAACUUACAGCGAAGCAACAGGCCGCAGCUGCUGCCAACAGCUUUCCGGCAAAACAGAGCCAACGAAAUGCGUCUUCCGAAUCGAUCUCGCUUCAUAGCGCUAAGGACCCGGCCUCGCUGCAACGCGAGCUGGAGGAGCUCACCGCACGUCUGCAGGCAACGGAACUCGAGAUUGUGAAAAGCAACCAGGAGCUCUCAAGCUGCGAGCGCGCAGAUGAACGAGAGUACCUCUCCACCAAAUGCGUCGUCCUGCAGGACACCCGCCGCAUCCUCUCCGAGGAGCUGCAGUCCCUGCGCGCCUCCCUCGCCCGCCUGGACGCCAUUCGCAGCCGCGCAGAAGCUGAGCGCCGCGCCGCUGCCGAGGGGGGCGCAGGCGGCGGCUGGGCGGCGGUUGCGGCGCUUGAGGAGCAGCUGGAGCGCGCCACCAGCCGCCUGGACCGAGUCAAGCAGCUGCUGUACUUCCCGGAAGCAAAGGGCUACAGGUUUAGCAGCGGCAGCGGCGGUGUGUACGUGGGAGCUCGCGACCUGCACCUCAGUGAGGUCAGCGGCAGGUUCGAGUUCACAUGCGAACCCAUAGGGCCUGCACUGGCUCGCGCUACCGGCACCGGCCCAUGCAGCAGCAGCGCUGGCGCUGGAGGAGGCGGUGGCAGCGCGGGGGGUGCAACAGGAGGAGGAGGAGCGGCGAGUGGGAUGGGACGUGAUUCCACGCGUGUGGCGAGGCUGACGGUAGCACUGGGGGGCGUGUCGGCCUCUACUGCACUGGCGGAACGCAGCGAUUCCCGGCGCAGCGGCUUUGCCUCCUCCACGCAUGCCGCCACCGCUGGCGCCACCGACACGGCGGGUCGGCCCGCCUCGUCUGGCAGCAGCAGCGGCAGCAACGCCAACAACAGUGGCACCACCACCAACUCCAGUACGCUGCAGCCCAGCGGCUCUACCAACCUCUCCGUCCGUAGCUCCGGCGGGGGCGCCUCCGCUGGGGGUCCUGGAGCGGUGGCGGAGGGUUAUGUGACGGGAUACAGCGGGGAGCAGGACCCAGCGGCUCUCGCGAAUCAAACGGCGCCACCGCUAGCGGGACCCGAACCCCUCGCCGGUGCGGCUGCCUCCGCUGGGGGCGCAUCACCGACUACUCCCCCCGCUGGCCGCUCCGCACCGGGGGUCUCCGCCGGCGGAGGCGGUGGUGGAGGCAGCAGCCUUACACCCACGUCUUCGCCCGCACGGAUGGUGCCCCUGGGGAGCCCCUCCGCCGCCUCCCCGACUUCCUCCUUGGCACCCACCGCUGUUGCGGUGGCGCCAGAGGUGGCGGCUUCCCACGUUGUGGCUCCUAGGGGCUCGCCGGUCGCUAUGGGCCAGGCAGGGCGCAACUCUCCUUCAGCUGCUGCUGCUGUUGCGGUUGCGGCUCCUGUUGUGGAGCCCCGGCAAGCACCACAGCAGCAGCACCAGCUCCAGCAGCAGCAGCAGGCGCUACAGCUGCUCCAGGCUUCCCCUCAUGAGGCGUUAAAGCAACAGCCGGCGCAAUUACAGCAGCCCCUGCAACCAUCACAGCAGCUGUUGCACCAGCAGCAGCAGCAGCAGUUCCUGAUGCAUGGCGGCCAGUGGCAGCAGCAUCCUCAGCAGCAACACCCUCAGCAGCAGCCCCAGCAGCAGCUGCUACAGCCUCAGCUGCAGCAGCAACAGGCUUCACAGCAGCACCCAUUGCAGCACCCGCAGUACCCGCAGCACCAGCAGCAGCUCACUGCCUCACAACCACAACCGCACCCACACCCGCUGCAACCCAUGCAACCAAUACACCAUCCGCAACAGUUGCCGCACCCGCAGCAGCACCUGCAUCCGUAUCCGCAGCAGCAGCACCCGUAUCCUCCCCAAGCCCAGCAGCCCCCCAUGCGCCCAUCGCAGCAGCCCCCUCAGUAUCCCCAGCCGCUGCAGCCCCCGCACCCGCUGCAGCCCCCGCACCCGCUGCAGCCCCCGCAACCACGCCCACCCCUGCAAGGCUUCAGCUCCGGGCCCCCACCUCCAACCUCAGGAUUACCGCUCGGCGGUGCGCCUGCCCCCACCCACCGACGAGCCCCCAGCCAUGACCCCUCCAUGGGAGCUGCCGCAAGCGACGGGCCCAUGGCCGCCGCCAUGGGGCCAGCAGCUGGGAUGGCGGCGCCGCCGCCGCUGCGCGGCAUGCAACCGCCGCCGCCGCCGCAACCACCGACAUCGUACGGCAUGCCACCACCGGCGCCGUCGCCGCGUACCAAGGGUGAGGGCGUCGCAAACUUCCUGUCGGGGCUGAAGAACAAAAAGGAGCGGCUGAAGAACAUUGUGGGCGGCUUGGUGGGGGACAAGGACCGGGAUCGAACCGGCAACCUCGCCAGCAUGAGCAGCAGUGGCGGCGGUGGCGGCGGUGCGGGCCUGAACCAGGGGCUAUCAGGGCCCUAUGUCCCGGGCCCGGGGCUAGCUCCGGGACGAGAUCAAGGGCCAGGUUUGGUUUCGGGGCCGCCGCCGCCGCCGCCGGGUGCUGGGAUGGUGAUGACGUCAGCAGCAGCAGGAGUAACACCAAUGUACGACGCUACGGAGGGCGGUGGGCCUGGCGGUGCCGGGCGGCUGAAGGCGCAGAUGAUGGGGAAGCUGCAGGACGGCUUCUCGGAGAGCCGUGACAAGCUGAGCCGCAUCGGCAAGGCCAUUGCAACCAAAGCCCCGGAGGCACUUCGGGACAUCAAAACCAAGAUCCAGCGGCCGGGGCAGCCGGGAGGGGGCGGUGGACCUGGCGGCGGCGCCGGCGGCGGUGUGGAGGGUGAAUGGGGCUGCUGCGGCGGCGGCGGCAUGCUGGAGCGUGGCAGCAGCAGCGGAGGACCCGCCCUGGACUCCGCCUUACCCCUCAAUCCCGACUACUUUGGUCGCAAUUCCGCCGCCAAUACAAGCGGUGGGGGUGCUUCGGCCGCGGGAUCGCAGGCGACCGCGGGCGGUACGGCAGCUGCCUCUAUGCCCCGGGCACAAGCCGCGGUGGAUGCGGACGUGGCAAUGGCGGCAGACGGCGGUGACGGCGCCGACACCGGGCGGCUGGGCGGCUUCGAGGAGGAUUUUGAGUGCCGCCCCUCGCGCAAGGGCGUGUACGUGCAGCUGCUGGGGGAGCAGGUGCAGCUGCUGGGGGAGAGAGGAACCAAGGUCCCCGAUACGAGUAUCCGUGAGAUCAUGCUGGAGGUGGAGGUGGCCGUCACGGCGGUGUUCGAGUACCACACAGCUCUUCCCGCCGGCAGCAGCAGCACCGCUGCUGCUGCCGCUGCCGCAGGCGCCGGUGGCGCCGAUGCGGGUAUUGGACUUGGGAGCUUUGGCGGCGGUGCAUGGUUAGCCCCCGAGCCGGUGUCCUUCAACAUCCUGCAGCUGGACCACCGCAUGCGGGGCAACACCAUUCCGCUGCCCAAGACGCUGCUCAAGGGCCUGCUGAACGCCUACAUGCCGGGCCUGCUGACGCGGCUGCUGUCCGGCCUGCUACCCGCGGAGCUGGGCGCCUACACGGCCGCAAGCGGGGAGACACAGGCGCUGAGCGGGGAGUUCAAGGUGGCGGGGCCCUCACUCACAACCACCAUUGCACCCUUUGCGCCCGCGAACAAGCCGCCCCCAGGCAAUGACCCGGCUCGUCGAGCCCAGUGGAACGCCGCCCAGGCGACUGCAGCGCGCGCGCGAGCCAUGCUGGGCCUUACGGAGGCGCAGGCGGCCGCGGUUUCGGAGCUGUUUGGCGGCUGCGGGCGGUCGGCGGUGCUGCCGGACAGUGCCGGAGUGGGACCCAGCAUCAGUGGGCUGUGCAGGUUCUAUGUGAGCUACAGCGGCAGCGGACUGUGGCAGCCGCUACUGGGGUUGCUAGACCGGGCACUACAGGAUGCCUUCGAGUUCCACGGAGUGGCCCCAGCGGAGCGUUUCUCCCUGCCUAGCUUCCUUGACGGCGCCGUGGCCCGACUGGUGCGCAAACCCCUGCGCAUCGCUUUCACACUGGAACGACUCAGCCUCGCGCUGGACUGCGACGCCGCGCUGGCCACCCUCCGAGACUACUUCGAACGCCUAGCCCGAGAUUUCGACGCCAAAUCAGGCAGCAACACCGGCGGCGGGAAUAGUAGCGGCGGCGGCGGUGGGAACAGCAGCGGCGGAGGCAGCAGCUCCGGCCCGCCUCGGGAGCCGUUAGAGGUUCAGUUGCAGUUGUUGGAUCUGUGGCAUGCAUCGCUGGCCAAGGUGUUGCGCACGUUCAAGCAGCGCUUCCGAUCGGCGGGCGCUACGUUGUUGGCGUCGGCGGAUCGGCGGGUGUUCCAGUUUGGUGCGGAGAGUGUGUCGUACGACGGGCCGCUGAAGCUUCAGGUGCCCCUGGACCUAGCCAUGGAUCCGGACGGCUCCUUCCUGUUGGACGUGCGCCUGCCGGACCGCGAGCAGGCCACCAACUCCCUCACAAGCCUCCUAACGGAAGUCAUGUAUUCCCUCUCCAACACACACUAUAACGCGGCAGCAGCCGCGGCGGCAGCGGAGGCGGGGAACGGUAAUGGUGCCCCGGGCAGCGCUACCGCCGCGGCUACUAGCACGGGUAGCAGUGCGUUUGCCAGCGUGCAGCAGCAGCUGCAGCAGCGGCUGUUGCAUGCGGGGCAGGGGUUGGCUGCCGCCAUGCCUCCCUCGCCGCCGUCGGCUGCAGCUGCGGCUCAGGCGGCGGUUACGGUUGCGACCGUUGCCGCUGCUUCCUCCGGCGGCGCUGGCGGCGGUGGCGUAAGCGGCGGCGGCAGCAGCCAUGGCAGCGCUAGGGGCAGUGCCGGCGGCGCCGGCGGCGGCGGGGGAUCCCCGUCCAAAUCUGCUGGCGGCGGCGUGCCGCUUGCGUCGGCGGGUGCCUCAGCAAUGUUGUCCGACAUAGGCGAGGAUCUUGCUGCGGCGCUGACGGAGGGGAUGCCGGAGGGCGGCGUGUUGGUGGCGGGGACGGCACCACUGCUGCAAAACCCUGUGGUUGGGCAGCUUUGCAUUAAGAAGUUGGCACUCAGCUUGAGGCUGGACGAGGAGCGUAUUGUGGAGCUCCUUUCGGGCCGAGCAUGCGGCGGGGGCAUUAACAGCGACUCUACAACCACAGCCGCCGCCGCGUCAGCCGCAUCUCUCUCGCCUCUGUUGAUGCCAGCCUUGACCUCAUCCAACGGUCGAGCCAGCCCCAUCACCGCCGCAACUACUGCCGCCGCUGUUACUCCCUCCGCAGCGGAAGCGGACAUCGCGGGGCGGUUGUUGGGCUGCUACGGCGACCUCUUCACAGCCUCUCUGGACACCGGAUGGAGGCGCGAGGGCGACUCGGACGCGGCGGCGCAGCGGCCUUGCUGCAUGCUGACGGUGCAGAGCAACGACAUCACACGACUGCGAGCGGAGGUGGAGGGACUGUGGUUCCAGUCGAGUGUGUCACCGCGACUGGCCGUCAGGGUGCUCCAGGCAGUGGUGAUCGCUUUGGUCCUCAAGUUCCACUCCGCCGACUCCUACUCCAUCCGCUUCUGGAACCGCGCCUUCAACCAACUGCAUGAGUACCUCUCGCGCGGCAGCCUGGAUGUGGCUGCAUGCCUGUCCAUGCGGGCGGCCAUGGACCGACCCACGGGUCGCCUGCGAGUGGAGCUGUCGGGCCAGGACCUCAACCACCACCACACCUCAGGUGGUGCUGUUGGUGGCGGGGGUGGUGAUAAGGGCGGUAGCCAGCAGGGGCAAGGGCUGUUGGGUAGUGUGUGUCCGCUUUACUUGCUGAACGAUGUAAACCUGAUGACGGUGCUAGACAGUGUGAAGCUGCUGACGGAAACAGCGCCGGCGGUGGUCGCGGCGGAUGAUGGGUCGCAGCAGCAAUUUGGAGAGUAGGGUUUGGUAGAGGCUGUUAUGAGAGGGUGGUUGAAGCGGUUGGUUGGGAGUUGGGGCUCCAGUCGAGGAGGUUGUCCGCAUGUCUGCUGCAGUGGUCACUGUUGGAGUGCUAGCAGGAUGCGUGAGGCAUGGUGGUGUGCAGGAUUCUCAUGAGAGGUUUAGGUCUUGUGUGGGGAUGUGAUAGGCGAGCUUACGCGGCCUGGGUAGGCGAGCCAGUGCUGGGAAGCGUUUAGGAAGCGGCUGUGCACAGGAUAGGAGCUUGAGCAGGCUGGGGGAGGGAAGGGCUGGAGGGUAAAUGUCCGUGAUGAAGGUUGCACGUGUAGCGCAGACGCGGUAAGUUCCUCGUGUGUGCGUGGCUAACGGAGGAGAACCACCAAGGUACGAACGGUAAAGUUCGGUCUGUAAAUAUUAACGUGUAGGUAUUAGACACUAGGCAUCAUGCGUCAAGCUUCGGCGGAUACCAUUCAUACCCUUUGUGGAGACAAUGCAUGGCAUGCAGGGCGGUACGCAUUGUGGCAUCGGAGCCGGAUCCAGAUUGGCAACCAGCAAAGCGGUGACAGCAUUAUGGAUACUGGUUGAAUGCCGGUUCUUUAAGGAGUGCUUGUAAGGGCUAAUGCCAUUAAAAAGCGUACUUGCACUAUGCAACCUGUGGACUACCUGCAGGGAACCCCUGGUAAACACACGCCGUUCUUAUCGACAACAUAGCCGAUGCCUUCAACUAUCUUUCGUUGCUUUUGUUAGUGUCUUAGGGCGUCUAGGGUUUUGACCAACGUAGCCUGCAGACGCCCCGUCGAGGAAUGCGGACUUCGAAAGACGUUAUUUUCACGGAUAUGGGUGAAUCCGCUCCUCACCGCCGGCAACCCUCAGCCACCCUCAUGCUUCCUCGGGUGACAACUCGCCCCAACACCGACACCGUAAAGCUGCUGAUGCUGGGCUACAAGCAGGAGCUAAAGCGCGAGUUCACUCUCUUCAACUCCUUUGGCAGCAGUGUCACAGCGCUCAGCAGCCUCACAGCCCUGGGAGGCACCUACAACAUCGGCAUCAUCUACGGGGGCCCGGUGGUCAUGAUGUGGGGCUGGCUGGUCGUGACGCUGUUCACGACGUCUGUGGGCCUGAGCAUGGCGGAGCUGGCCUCCGCCUACCCGACCUCCGGUGCGCUGUACUACUGGUCGUACCGGCUGGCUCCCACCCGGCUUAAAAACCUGGCGUGCUGGAUGACUGCCUGGAUCCUGACGCUGGGCCAGGCGGGGUUCUCAGCCUCCCUCAUUUACACGUUCGUACACUUCAUUGCGUCGGCUAUAGAGGUCCAAUACGGCAUCCGGCUGUCGUCCGCUGGGGUGUUCGGGCUCCUUAUCGCAGCCACAGCGCUGAUCGGGCUGCUGAACUGCGGCACGGCGCGGCUCACGGCCUACAUGACCACGCUGGGGACAAUGUGGCACUUGGUUGCGCUAGCUGCAUUUUGCCUCUGCCUGCCGCUGUCUUCCCCAACCACGCGAUCCGCCAAGUACAUAUUCACCUCCUGGCAGCCUCAUCACGAUGUCACCGGCAUCUCCAGUUCCAUCUACACCACCCUCGUGGGACUGCUGAUGUCGCAGUGGACGCUUACGGGCUACGAUGGCUCAGCACAUCUGGCCGAGGAAACCGUCCAUGCGGAGCUCAACGUCCCCAAGGCCAUCCUGCUGGCAAUCGGGGGCGUGGGUGCCACGGGUUUCGCGUUGCUACUGUCGCUCACCUCCAUCAAAUUCGAUGUGGCGAAGCUGCUGGACCCGGCCAAUGAGACGCACGGCGAGAACGUGGUGCUGCAGAUGCUGAUUGAGCUGUCCAAGGAAACAAAUAGCCCCGUGAGCAGCAGCGUGGUGCUCUUCACGGUUCUCAUCGUGGGGGCGUUCUUCUGCUCCUCUCAGUCCAUCGCAAACAACUCAAGGAUGCUGUACGCCUUUGCGCGCGAUGACGGCGUUCCACUUGCCAGCUAUGCCAAGCGGGUGCAUCCCCGGACCAAGGCGCCCGUGUACGCAGUGCUGUACAUGCUCGUCCUAACAAGUCUGCUGUCCACACCCAUGUGCUUCAACGCAUAUGUGUUCCCCGCGGUCACCUCCUUUGCGGUUGUUGGCUGCUACAUCGCCUACGCGCUGCCCGUGCUGUGCAAGCUCUCCACGGGUCGGCGCUUCUUCCUGCCAGGGCCCUUCUUCCUGGGUCCUCGGCUGUCGUACAUUAACAACAUUAUCACAUCGCUCUGGGUGCUCACCGUGACAGUUCUGUUCACACUGCCACAAUAUUACCCGAUCACCGUGAUCAACCUAAACUGGAGCGCGCCCAUUCUUGGCGUCGCCUUCGCCUUCUCUCUUGGAUGGUAUUACUUUCCCAAGUACGGUGCACGCGCCUGGUUCAUAGGUCCCCGCGCCAACCUGGGCCAGUUUCAGGACGAGCUCCCCUCCGAGCGAGCACGCAUGGCAGCGGACAUGGAGGCUGCCGAGGCAGCAGCAGCACUCGCAGCGGGCCAUGCUGCCCGGGCGGCUGCGGAUGCAACAGACCUGCUCGCGCGCAUGGCCAGCGGAACUGCUGGGAUAGCCCGCGGCAGUCUUCACAGCGGCCGAAGCUCCCGGCGUUCCGGCGGCGGUGGACACAAGAGCAGGAGCCCCGCGGUUACCGGCACUGGCGACGUGCCUGACGACUCGACGCCCGCAGCUGCGGCCAUGUCGAUGUUACUUGGCAGCUCCUCGCCUCGAGGAGGCGAUUACGUUCCAAAAGCCAGCCUUGGCCGAGUUACGUUCAGUAAAGGGAGCAAGGGGCUCAGGGAGGGCGAUGCUAACUAUGGCGCAAGCAUUAAUGGCGAAGCGCGACUCGAACGGCCAUCCUGUGAUGGCCGUCUGUCAGGAAACGCGAGUCGGGCUGCUCGGGAACGCACCGCGAGGCGCUUUCUGGCACGCAGGCCUCAAUCCAUGACCCGUUUCGACCCAUGGGUCAGCGCCACGGGACACAUUUCCGAUCGUCCCUCUGCUGGCUACAGUGUCGACCGAGUGGCUCAGCUGGCACGUGCAAUGGUUGGGAGCUCAGCUGGAACGCCCCUGGCCCCACCUUCCGUUGCACCUUUGGAGUUGGUUGCCGAGAGCGGCGAGGUGCAGGAGCGAUCCUCUCAAGAGGAGCGAAGCAGCGACUUGCACUGCCGCGCCCGGCUACGACGGGCGUCUGUCAGUGUGAUGGCUUUGCCCGGCGGCGUUACAGCCGACAUGCACGUGGGGUCUGCUCCUGCCAAUGCGGGUGCAGCAGCAGCGGCGACGGAGGCUACGGGCGGAGCGACGACCUGUGAGGCCAACGUUGGCGUCUUCAGACUUGGUGGCCGUGCGUCCCUGGACUGCCCACGGAAUGUGCCUGCAGUGUUACUGUCGUCAGCUCGGUUAUUGCAUUUCCCAAGCGAGGAUGGUGGCGGUGGCGGUGGUGGUGUACGGGCCUUGGUGGAAAAUGUUGCCCUACAGGGGGAACGGCAGGCUUGAACGGGUGAGAUCUAGUUGCCGUCACAGGGAUUCUUCUUUACAAUACUAGUGUACUCCAUACACGCUCUGUGGACGAUGUAUGGUUUAUGCGUGCUGGGUUCACUGUUAGAACGAUGGCUUAGUCAAGGGAAAUAAGGUCAUCCUGUGCAGCUUUCGAUCAGUGCGUGCGCGGAAUGCGUCUCAGGGUCCCCAGUUGCUCGAGGGCGCUAGCAGAUAUGUUCGUUUCAGCAAGCGAGCAAGCAACGUUUGCGCGAAUAUAAACAGUUUAAAGCUAGGGAGACUGCGGCGGCGGCGGGGCGGCAUAUGGCUUGGUGCUAUUGCAGAGUUUGUUGAGUUGCCGUGUUUGUACUUUGCCCGCGUUCGUUGGUUUGUUGGCUGGUGUUGUUGUGUCAUGUUCGUUGGACUGCCCGUCUCAUGCUUCAAUCAACAGCGGAUCAGCCGUCCGUCGUUUGAUUGUGGCGCCUCAUCCGCACCUUGCCUCCCGUGAUCCUGUGUGACGGGACGGAGCCACACCCUUUCGCAUGCGCUGUUCGGUUGUGCAAUGCAUGUGAGCGCAUUGCACAUGCCUGAGGACUAUAUUACGUGUUCAUAUCCUUGCAUUGGGCGCUUCCCACCUCCCCUGGCAGCAGUAUGCCGGGUCGACUCUCCAUGCACACAUAACCUUUUAUGUUCAUUUUCAUGUACCGGUUUGUUGAUGUUUCCGGUCUUGCGCCCGACAUCGUUGAGGGCAGCUGUGAGCAGAGAAAGAUGUUCCCCGCAUUCUCUCUAUGCGGGGAAGAGGAGCGAGUAUUGGUACACCAAUCGCACUUGUCAUGCAGUCAGCAGUCAGCACUGCAGAAACAUCGGCCACCUGUGGUGUGGUGGAGCAGGCGACUGCCAGAGCGAGGCGUGAAUGUGUGUAUGUAUGUGUGUGUGUGUUUUCUGCCAUGCAUGUGCGCAGAGCAGUGGCAGCAGCCUGCGCGGGGGGGGGGCGUGUUGUACUGCACUGGCUUUUGGUGCUAUAGAUGCUGUCGUGCAUAGCAGACAACUGUACCACUGUUUCCCACAGGGUUUUUGUACGGCAGUUGUUGUUUUGUGUGUUUGCUGUUGUUGUUCACAGGGCCCUUUGGGAUUAAUAUUGAGGGAAUCAUCACGUGAGUGCGAACAUGCCAGCUUGAGGUUGCUGCGUACGCAAAACCAUCUUAUUCAUAUACUGUACAAUCCACUCGACUUCGUGUGCCUAGUCGGGGGGUGCCUUGGGGAAUCCUUCUGCCAUUCAUCUUCACCUUUCAGUAGCCUAGGGUUAGCCUAGGGUAGGAUCAAAGCUGCUUGUCGUUGCGGUGUCAAUUGGUUUGGCUGCAGUGUAGCCUGAUCGGGUCGGGGCCUGGCAUGGCAUGGCAACUUCUUUUGCAGUGGUUGCGUUUAGACUUUGCUACUGCUACUACUUAACGGUAUUUAACGGUAUUUUACCUGCGUACCGUGUAACGGCCUGCGCACUGCAUGUUGAAUUGGUUUGGAUUGGAAGUGUUGCAAUCCGAAAAAUAUAUGUAUGGCGUUGCUAUUGCGGUAACGAAAUGCCGGGUUCGUAUGUCGACGAAUCGUCGCCGUCAAGGUAGGAUCGGCUUGCGAGAAUAGGUCGAGAGACUCCUAGGCUAGAAAAGGGAAUUUUGCGGGGUGUCUGUCAUGCACAUGGAUUCGCUCCACUGCCAAUUCAUCAUACGUUCUUGGUGAGGAGCCUCGAGGCUCGAACGGUGUCGAACGACCAUCGAGAGCCCACAGCACCUUCAACUGUUCAAUCUUCAAUGCAAAGACACCUAGUUAUACGGGCAUAUGGGAAAUUAUUAAUUACAUAAUAGUUAAUUUAAGAAAAC